ACCGGAAAGCUUUCAAAAUCAUAUUGUGGGAAAUUAACUUUCAAAAACCCCUUAAAAUUAUUGGUGGAUCGCGCUCUAAAAAAAAGUUAAAAUAAAAAUUAACAGAAUGUUCACGCAAUUUAAUACGUGUCAGUUCCUUCCCGUCUGAUGGCUAAAAAUUCACAAAAACCGUACAAAAAUAUAUUCACAAAGGUGACCCUGUUCUGUUCUUUGUGUCGAACACGGGUCAUGGUGGCAGUGCAGUAAUAAAGGUACAAUGUUAGGGGUAAUCUGCGAUGAUUGGACCCUUAGCAAGUUGAAGGUUGAAACGUCAAAGUAUUUGUAAGUUUGGGACCACCCGCGUUGUUUUGAACAAAAGUUGAGCUUUAUUACAACACAGUAGCUGUCCAAUUCCUGACAGAUAAACGGGGAUAACUUUCUUGCUGUAUUCUGACCUAAAUAGCAGAUAACAAAAUACUAGAGGUAAUUAUUUUCGCAACAAAACUAUAUCACAAGGCUUCUAUCUCGGAUGGAAUGACAGAUUUGUUUCGCAGUCGCGAUAAAUUGCUUCCUUUAAUUCCACGCCAAAAUUACUUUUGAUUAAAGCAUGCGACUUCUAGAUGAAUUUUUCUGACAGGAAGUAACGUGAAAAAUAUUCAUCCUCAAUCAUUUUCAUCCCCAGGAAACGACAACUCAAUUAGAAUAACUCUUGAGUACGACACCUGUGGGGUACAACGUAAUCCAAACUCGAGGCAUGAGAGAGUCCCCCGUUAUCAUUGAUUAGAUGUUGUCUUUUUCCCCAUCGCGGAUACGAAUGUAUGAGAUCCAGAAGGCGAGUCAUACAUGACGUGUCUCAAGCUCACUCAUUAACCAACCCACACAUUCCUACCUACUCUUUGAUCUGUGUACAGUCAAUAGGCCAGCAGCCAUCUUGAGUAGCGUCCGUCAGGGCUCGCGUUAUGUCUUCUUUUUCCGUGAAGAACAUCCUCAGCUUGCCGGAAUCGUGUCUUCAAAGCUGCUCCAACGCUUCUCCACGGGUUCCUAACAUUUGCCAAGGUGUUAAUCUCUCCCCCGAUCGUUCUACAGGAUCUAAUUGCAUAAUAACGACGAUGCCUCCAUCCGGUCCGCAAAGCCAAGACAACACUUCGGGUCCUCGACCACAUCCUGAGAUGAACGAAGACUGUGCAGGGAACGACGUGCUACAGCAAGCUCCAAAAAUCAACAGAGAUGAGUCUAGCGAUGUUCCAAAGAAAAGAAAGCGACGGGUACUCUUCACCAAACACCAAAUCUACGAACUGGAAAGACGAUUUAGAUAUCAGCGCUACUUGUCAGCCCCAGAAAGGGAACAACUGGGACGGAUGAUCAACUUGACGCCAACACAAGUCAAAAUAUGGUUCCAGAAUCAUCGAUACAAGCAAAAGAAGCAAGCAACAGAAGCAGGAGAGUUUAAAGAUUCUCACUCGCUCUAUCCCAGAACUGUGCCGGUGCCUGUUUUAAUCCGCGAAGGUCAGCCAUGUUAUUCGAGUGAUUUUGGCAACUCAGUGGGAAAUUACUACCCAAACCAAUAUCAACCAACAUAUGACUACUCAAACUCUUACGGGAAUUCUUAUUCCUACACAGCACCUAUUUCAUCCAUGAACUCGUCCUGCAUGCAAGCGUACUCAUAUUGUAAAUGGUAAAGAAAGAGCAGUAAUGUUUGAUAAACUGUGGAGGAAUUAUUUCACAAUGAAUGACUAUGCAGUCUUGUUUUGGCCGUUACAAGAUGACAAGCUAAACCAUGGCCAAGAGAGACCAUUGAAACUGUCGAUCAGUCGAGAAAACUCGACAAAUUUUUUUUUUCUCCCUCUCUAAAACCCAUUUUCUGUAGUUUUUGGAGGAGAAUCUGUAAAAUAUCUCCAAGUGCCUAACUGUAAUAUUGCCGCAAUUCUAAGAGUUGAACAUUUAAAUCGCAUCAAUUUUGUCAAUUACACUGUCCAUGAAAAUUCAAGUCUGAUACUUAUAUAGGGAUAAAACUGUGGCUCCCGUUCGGUGAAGGUGACCAAAUUUCGUUUCCUUUUGUUUGAUCGUGACAUUUUUUGUUAUUAGUAGUUAGAAAAUGACAUUUUGUUUUGCCACUGCCAUUAAUAGAUCUAUUCUUCGAGACUUUCUCUGAGUUACUUCUCAAGUCAGGGGAUGGGUUACAUUUCACAGGAUUAAGUAACAUAAGCAAUGUCUUCGAAAAAAGACCCGCAAAUGUAUACACAGUCUUUCCUUCGAAAUGCUAUCAGACAAUAAAAAGAUAAUGGAGCAGAUUUUUCCAAUGAAGAGACAACCUGCUCAGUUAAAUGAAGAGUAUCAAAGGGCGUGUUUGCUUCAUCGACCUUCAUUUGAAAACAGACAUCUCAUUUAUGUUUUGUAUUCUGGUAGACAAAGUUCCUUAGUGGUUAUUUCUUCUUCUGAAAAAUGCAAUGAGAUGUUUUUACGAUUUCAAAUAAGUAAUAUUAUAGAAGAAGUUUAAAAAUAGGAAAAUAUAGAAUUUUAUGACCAUAUCGUUAUAGAUUAAUUCAUUGAUGAGAUGCGAGUCCUUUAGAAGGAAGACUUUGUGGUCGGUAAACUAAUGUAAUACCUGUGAUUCUACCGAUGUAUUCAUUCUAUUUAUCUUCUAUGCUUUCGUUAAAAAAUUCGUAAAUAAUUUGAUGAUCUGUUCAUCACCUCCUUUAGUUUAGGAGCACAAGGAUGCAAGACAGUUUUAAUGGCCAAAUGUUUUCCACUCGUGGUCUUUGGUUGCAAACUUUUAUUAACAAUCCACGGUUUGGAAAUUAGCUACCAGUACACAGAUUCAUCAUCUUAAAGUUGCUACAGAAUUCUUAAUUUAUUUCAUUCUAAAUGUUUUUAUGUGGUGCGUAAAUCUAGAAGGACACUUCGUCGAACGAGUAGAAUUUAAACUUACCAUCAAGUUUAUGAAUGUGCAAUUAGAAAAAAUCCAUUGUAGUUUGGUUGAUGUAGCUCAGCUUCUCUGUUCAUAUAUAUCAUCUGAUGUACAUAUAUUUACAUCCAUGUUAGUAUGUUACUUUAGAUUCGGAUGAGAGCUCCACAAUAAAACUUCAUUCGUAAGAGAGUA
This is a messenger RNA of Pocillopora damicornis (cauliflower coral), 3079 nucleotides long. Its product is annotated as homeobox protein Nkx-2.3. Gene Ontology annotation, molecular function: RNA polymerase II cis-regulatory region sequence-specific DNA binding; DNA-binding transcription factor activity, RNA polymerase II-specific. Gene Ontology annotation, cellular component: nucleus. Lineage: Eukaryota; Metazoa; Cnidaria; Anthozoa; Scleractinia; Pocilloporidae. The record is from RefSeq and is a predicted model, not a curated record. Gene Ontology annotation, biological process: cell differentiation; regulation of transcription by RNA polymerase II.